GACAUGGCAUCUUGCUAUCCACCGAAAACUUACAAACAGGCAGUGAAGUACUGGACCGAUUUCUGAGGUUGAGGAUAACUCAACCAGAGAGUAGAGAAGAGUAUGUUGUGUCGUUGUGAUCACACGGGAGAUGUUUAUGGCUUUGCUUUCUUCUCCAUCUCGUCUCCUUGCACUCUCUGCUAAAGUUUCUGCAAAGACCCAUUUCACCCAGAAGCCUCAUAUAUCCGCAAUCUCCAAGAGAAACCAAAAGGCGUUGGAAAAUGGAACAAGAGUGGUGGGUUCUGCUGCCGGCUCUGAGGAGAAGAUGGAGAGAGAGGAUGCCCCUGUUGGGUCCAACAGGACGGCCUUGUCGGUGAUGGAAGCUCUGAGUAGGUUCCAAGGCCCCAAAUGGGUUAGAGGGGCUUGGGAUUCCAAGCAGUUUCCGAAAGUUGAGAAGACCAAUUGUGGUGCUGUUAUCGAUGCAGAAUUUCUAUUGGAUCUUUUAAUUACUGAGAGUAUUAAAAAUAACAAAAGGCCAUUAGUGUGGUCGUCUGCUUUCUCAUUUGGAGCAAUGACAUGGUUGAGUUCUGCACAAUUGGCAUAUUCCAGUGAACAGAUAAGAUCUGACAUGGUCUAUGAGAUUGGAGAACUUUUUGAGUUGGGCAUUCAGCUCACUUACUUGCUUCUACUGUUAGGAUUGCUUGGGGUGGGUACGUUCUUUGUGAUUCGUCAAGUUCUUGUUCGCAGAGAACUUGACCUUUCUGCUAAAGAAUUGCAGGAGCAGGUUCGUAGUGGUGAUGCUAGUGCCACCGGGUUGUUUGAACUCGGUGCAGUGAUGCUGAGGAGGAAAUUUUACCCAGCUGCUACAAAAUACUUGUUGCAAGCAAUUGAGAAAUGGGACGGAGAUGAUCAAGAUCUUGCCCAAGUUUACAAUGCUCUUGGUGUCAGCUACAUCCGGGAUGGGAAACUUGACAAGGGAAUAAGUCAGUUUGAAAAUGCUGUGAAACUUCAACCAGGAUAUGUCACAGCUUGGAAUAACCUUGGUGAUGCAUAUGAACAGAAGAAAGAGUUAAAGUCUGCUCUAAAGGCAUUUGAAGAAGUGCUCCUUUUUGAUCCUAACAAUAAGGUUGCACGGCCUCGCCGUGAUGCAUUAAAAGAACGUGUUAAGAUGUACAAGGGUGUUCCUUUGAAAUCAAAAAAGGAACGCUGAUUUUUACUAAUCAACAGACAACAAAGGGAAGAGGUAAUUUUUUCACCGGCAGUCUGUAAAUUCAGAAGCAUGAUUGAAUUUUGACUUUGUAUUUCAUUUGUCAUAGUUGCAAUGACCAUGGUUCUAUAUGUACAAGAUGGCCAAGAGUGAACAUGUUAGUGAGACUAGUAGGCAGGUGUGCAGAAAAAAACAAAGUAUUCUUACAGAGCAUUAGGGCAUGUUUCGUAUUUCUCAUUGGUGCCAUUCUUUGCUCUUUUGCUUAAGCAAGUCUGUAGUUGGGUCCAGUGUUUCUGAAGGAAACAAUACAUGUAGGAUUGGAGGGGAGUUUCUUGUGCAUACUUGAGUGCAGAAAUGUUGCUGCGCAAUGCAAUCCUAGGAAAGAAAAUGAGGUGAUCCCUCUUUACAUUCCAAUUACACUGUAAUACUGAUUAAAUGAAGGCACUCGCACAUAAUUGGCUGCUCUUUA
This is a messenger RNA of Nelumbo nucifera (sacred lotus), 1655 nucleotides long. RefSeq names its product Tetratricopeptide repeat (TPR)-like superfamily protein. Gene Ontology annotation, molecular function: protein binding. The record is from RefSeq and is a predicted model, not a curated record. NCBI's taxonomy places the organism in Eukaryota, Viridiplantae, Streptophyta, Magnoliopsida, Proteales, Nelumbonaceae.